AUGUCCUUUCAUCAGAUGAUUCCAAGAAACAACCAGUCAGCUAUUCCAGAAUUUUUCAUCUUAGGGUUCCAGCUUCUGAACAGAUCCAGAAUAAUUCUCUUCUCUACCCUUCUUUUGGUCUACAUUAUGACUGUAAUGGGAAACCUUCUGAUUAUAAUUCUGGUUUCAGCGACUCAAUAUCUUCGUUCUCCAAUGUAUUUAUUCCUCAGCCAGUUGUCUUCCUGUGACAUCAUACUCACUACAUCAAUUAUUCCUAACUUACUCUAUAUCACCUUAAACAAUGGUAUCCCCAUGUCAGUUAGUCAAUGCAUUGCUCAGUUCAAUUUCUUCAGUGUCUCAGUAGGUACAGAAUGUUUUCUUCUCACCAUGAUGUCCUAUGAUAGAUAUGUGGCUGUCUGUAAACCAUUGCAUUAUGUAACAAUAAUGAAUUUCCCAUUUUGUUCCAGUCUCAUGGUUUUGUCCUGGAUAUUGGGUUUUCUUCUCACACUGAUUUUUUCUAUCUUAUUAAGUAAUUUAACUUUCUGUAAUUCAAAGUAUAUCGAUCAUUUCUUCUGUGAUUUAGUUCCUCUUGUUCAGCUUUCAUGUUCUGAUACUACAGUUUUACAGACUGUGUUAAUUUUAAUCGCUGUUCCAGAAACUAUCAUUGAAACUGUGUUUAUCAUUUCUACAUAUGUUUGUAUCUUUCUCGCUAUACAUAGAAUUUCAUCCACCACUGGGAGGCAGAAAGCCUUCUCCACAUGCAGCUCCCAUAUUGCUGUCGUGUGCACGUAUUAUGGGGCUCUUAUCGCCAUUUACAUAUUUCCAUCAGGAGAAUAUUCAUCCGGAAUCAAUAAGAUUGUAUCCCUUAUGUACACAGUGCUGACUCCUUUGCUUAAUCCAGUAAUAUACAGUCUGAGGAACCAAGAAAUCAAGACAGCCAUUAUAAAAUUAUUGAAAAAAAGAGAUUUUAGUAAUGUAAUAUGCACAUGUUAUAUUUAUGUGUGA
Molecule: messenger RNA, 984 nt
Organism: Pelobates fuscus (common spadefoot toad)
Lineage: Eukaryota; Metazoa; Chordata; Amphibia; Anura; Pelobatidae
Product: olfactory receptor 11L1-like
Exons: 1
Coding region: 1-984 (327 amino acids)
Biological process (GO): G protein-coupled receptor signaling pathway
Cellular component (GO): membrane
Molecular function (GO): olfactory receptor activity; G protein-coupled receptor activity
Source: RefSeq, a predicted model, not a curated record